AAGAAUCACAGCCUUUCAUUGGUGGAAGACGACGAAAUACCCGGAUGUGACGGUGUUGUUGUUAUUAUUAAUUGCUCAGUCUCGCCAGAAAUAAACAUUUAUUUAUAUUCUUAGGAGGGUACAAUUAAUGUCGCGUUUACGAUUUAACCUUGUGUUUAACCGCUGUGAUAAUUUCAAUGAGAGCAUGAAUCACGGACCGUUUUUAGAACCAAGCUAAAUGACUGAACCGUUAUUCUACGUGGAGCUAAUUCAGAUAACAGCAGAGACUAGUCAGGGUUAUCUACGUAAAAGCUCUUAAGGUUCUUGGUUCGGUGUUUUAAGAGAGUAUCUUUUAUUCAGAGAUAUGCUGAAAUAGCAGUUAUGGAGGAAACUUGGAAGUUGAUCCUUUGUGGAGAGCUGUCCAAUUAGUGGGAGUUUGGACAUCUGUAUUGAUUAAAGGAACCUGAAAAAAAGAAUAUAGAGACUGAAUGGCUGAAACCCUGAUCUACUCUGACAUAUGAAGCCUGCAAACUGGGAUUAAGAAAUGAGGAUUUAAAUGGAGCGAGGAUGUCUAAAAUUAUGAAGGUUGAGACAGAUGAUCCUGGGGGGCUCAGUUUGGCAGCAUCCGCAUCACAACUGGAGCAGGCACAAGAUUGCAAAGAUCUCAUCCAUCAGAUAUUGGUGAUUAAAGAAGAAGAUCUCAUUGAUGGGAGCUCCAGUGUGGACCAGCAGGAGCAAGAAGUCCCUGAAAUAAAGCAGGAAAAGGAGGAGCUGGGGAUCAAUCAGGAGGAAAAGCAGCUUGAAGAGCAACCUCCGUCAUCAAAGAUUCAACCAAUCAAAACUGAAGAGAACAUAGAGACGGAAGUUUCAACCAGCCAUUCAGCUGAAUCUGUUGGAGAGGACUGUGGAGGACCAGAACCAGACAGGAACCCUGUGUCAUUAUAUUCUUACCAACACAGUAAGAUAAUGGUUCACAAAAGAGCUGAAACAUUUAAACUAAGUGCUAACCUUACAACUCAGAGUGAAGGCCACCAUGAAGAGAAACCAUUUGGUUGCAAUCUUUGUGGCAAAAGAUUUAAACUCAAACACUCUGUGAAAUUACAUAUGAUGAUUCACAGCGGAAAGAAAGAACAUAGAUGUGAUAUCUGUUCUAAAGAAUUUUUGGAAAAGCAUUCUCUUCAGACACACAUGAGAGUCCAUACUGGGGAGAGGCCAUUUUCCUGUCACGUUUGUGGUUCAAGAUACACACUUAAGACAUCCCUUAAAAAGCACAUGAGUAUUCACUCCAGACAAAAAAAACUAGUUUGUUCUAUUUGUAGCAAAGAGUUUGCACAACAGCAAAAUCUAAAGAAGCAUAUGCAUGCUCACACAGGACAGAAACCAUUUAUUUGUGGUAUUUGUAGCAAAGGGUUUUCAUUUUCACACAGUUUAAAGUGUCACAUGCGAGUUCACACAGGAGAGAAACCCUUUAUUUGUUGCAUUUGUGCUAAAGGAUUUUCACUCGCAUUCCGUCUAAAACUGCACAUGCUUGUUCACACGGGAGAGAAACCUUUCACUUGUGUUGUUUGUAGUAAAAGAUUUUCACAGAAAGUUAAACUAACGAAGCACAUGCGGGUUCACACCGGAGAGAAACCCUACAUUUGUAGCAUUUGUAGCAAACAGUUUUCACAGCACUGGAAUCUAAAGAGACACAUGUUUGUCCAUACAGGGGAGAAACCUUAUAUUUGUAGUGUGUGUAGUAAAAGAUUUUUACAACAUUUAGACCUGAAGAGGCACAUGUGUGUUCACAUGGGAGAAUCCUUAUGAUUGCAUAAAAACAAAAUAAAUAUGUUGUUUACAAAAGGUUAUAUAGAUGAUAAUUUUUCCUGGUGAAGUACUAAUUAGAUAUUUCAUAAAAUAGGAUGAGGAUGGUUGUUUUAUUCAAUAACUGUUUCUGUCACCACGGCUAGAGAUUUAUCAUAAAGUACAGGUUCUGUUGCUUGUAGUAAAUUGUUUAUAUUAAAUUCAGAACGCCAAAUUCUCUGCCCUUUGAGCUUUAAAUGAUGCCUUUAAGGAUGCAGAAAGACUGGAUAAUUUUUUACCUGUUGGAAGAAAAGUUUUCAUAAAACUGUUUUGAAUAAGCUCUGAUUAUUUGAAAUACAACCUGAUCAAAAGAAGUGCAUUAUUUUCAAAGUGGUAUUAGUCAUUCUCUUUUUUUCAUCAAAUGAGUUAGCAAACCUGAGUUAAGCUAAAUUAUUUGCUAAUAAUCGUUUGUCGUUUUUAAUCUUUGUAAUGUUUUUCUCUACAAAAGAAUAAUAAUGGUUUUCGUAGUAGUUGUAGUAGUAGUAGUAGUAGUUGAUUGCUUUUUGUGUAUAGUAUCUUUAUUCAGAGACAUGCUGAAAUAGCAGUUAUAGAGGAUACUUGGAUGUUAAUCCUUUGUUGAGAGAUGUCCAGUCACUGGGAGUUUGGACGUCUAUAUUAAUGAAAGGUAUUGUAUGAUUGUGGUUAAAUUUAAUGUUCAGUAAAUUAUUAAAUUGCUAGAAAUAUUUAACUACUGCUUUCUAAUGUUAUUUUUUAAAUAAACAAACGCUUUUUUAAAGCUAUUUAAAAAAACAACAAUAUUCUGUUGUGAAAAACAGUACUUCUGAUACUUCUGAUUGAUGUAAAGAUGUCAGCAUGAUGCAACAUGAUUGUCGUCCUAAAAAUUAUGUUUGAAAACAAUUUUUAAAAAUGAAUGAUUUGCAUAAACAUUGUAAUUAGAUGACUGAUGUUGAAAUAAAGAAAUAUAAACACA
Molecule: messenger RNA, 2752 nt
Organism: Cyprinodon tularosa
Lineage: Eukaryota; Metazoa; Chordata; Actinopteri; Cyprinodontiformes; Cyprinodontidae
Product: gastrula zinc finger protein XlCGF52.1-like
Exons: 4
Coding region: 547-1785 (412 amino acids)
Source: RefSeq, a predicted model, not a curated record